UGGAAAGGAAUGCGUGACUGAGUGUAACUGGAGAUUGGAGCAGCGCUGCAAGUAACUGUUGGAAGAAAGUUUGUGCAUGAGACAGAGGCCUCUGUUUGAAGUGAUACUGCAUGCUGCAUGUUGAAAAAAUUAAUCUGUAUUGCAGUGCAUAAGUUGACUCGUUCCCCAAACUCAUAGUGGUCUGGUGAAAUCUGACACUAAGCUACUUGCUAACGCGCAUAGACACAAGCACUGACAAAAAUAAAAUAGUGCUCUGCUCUUGUGCAGCUACAAGGAUGUAAUCUGUACUAUUAUAACUGUUAAAAUAAGACCGCUGAACUCUUUUGGUUUCCUUCCAACAGAACACGACUCCUCCCAUUGGACCGACGCCUAGAAACAGGAAACGGAGCUGCGGCGCACCCAAGUGGUUUUCGUUUGAGUUGCAUGAUUAUCAUAUUGUAUUAAAAGCAGGGUUGAUUAAAUAGGAUAACAAUGAGCACGCCACAGGCUAUUGUUGGCAUUCGUCAUCCCCAUAGGAUGAAAGAGAUUCAACACAUGUCUGAAAAAUGGUGCAAAAGAACUAAAAAUUUGAUAAAUCCAUGGCCUGUUACAGGAAGCUUUGACCCACAGAUUUGUGAAUUAAUGCAACAUCGCAUUGAAGAUUACAAAGCUGAAAAUAAUUCUAAGAAACGACAAAAGAAACGACAGCUUGAAUUGGAAAUUUUAAACUUAUUUAAAAUUAGCAAGCCAAUUAAACGAAAUGUCAAAACGAUUGUGUCUUUCACGGAUAGUCCAGGGGAAACUGGAAACUGUACUAACGCCGAACUUUUUCCAAAUUUAACAGGAACGAUAAAAUUUGAUGGGGACUUUAAUCUUGAUGACCAGCAGAGCCUUCUAGGGGGACUGACUGAUGCUGGCGUACCCGGAAAUGUAAGUGAUAUCCAAAAUAGGUUAUCUGCUGCUUCAGGGCUCGCGGAGAAGGGACCUCCUACUGAUGCAUUGCCCCAACCAGACCCACCCAACUUCAAACAGCGGGGUGCGUCCUUACAGGGCACUGGGGAAGCACACGCCCAGGUAGGAAGGCAUUCAACCUCUAUACAUUCUCCUCGAGAAAAACAGGAAACUCCUCCCCACAUGACAAUCCCAAAAUACUGUAGUACACAGCGACGCCAGUCUGGAAUCAUUAACUGUUACCAGGAUCGAACCGAACUGGCUCGGAAAGGUAAGACAGAUGAUAGCUUUUGGAUGAACUUAGGACCACGUCAGCAAGAUUUGCAACGUGAGUUGGGACGGAGCCAGAUAGUUGAGAUGGAACAGGAAAUAGAUGACUUAAAUGAGGAGGUGGAGGGGGCGACUUCAGGAGGCGGAGUUUCCAUGCCUGCAUGCUUACAGAAACCCGGCACGUCCACAGGGGUCCCUAGAGACGAAUAUGAUUUAAGAUACAGACCUAACAUCAGACCUCCUGACAGAUUGAAAGGGGGGGAGUUCCCAAUUCUGAUACGGGGAACAAGGGCUGAUUAUCAUCCUUUUUCAGCUCGGGACCUGACAGGUUUGGUCUCAGAGCUCCCUCAAAUAUCCGCAGGAGGAGGCAAGUGGAUAAAGGCUUUGGAAUCAAACACGGCUGGAACAUUUCUUUCACUGGGUGACAUCAAAGCUGUCCUCGCUCAGGUUUUGGGGUUGUCUAAAAUGCAGCAGUUUUUCAGAGACAAUGAACUGGACUGGAUUUUGAGUGAAAGGGCAGAUGGAACAGAAUUAGCAGCCUAUAAGGGGGUGAUUUGGCAAGGAAUACGCAAACAGUACCCUAAUAAAAUUGAUGUUGAUGCUUUGAAAGGGGAACCUCUGAAGGACGACCAGAACCCAGCAGCAUACAUCGAUACACAGUUAAAAAGGUGGCGUCAAGAGUCUCAGAAAGAUGUGGAAAAUGAUCCUAUUUUGCUCACUCUUUUCAGAAAUGCAGUCAUCGAUUCAAUGCCAAAGGAUGUCAGCAGACGUUUGGAGGAUGUCGUUGGUCUAACAUCUAUGCCAGCGCAACAGUUCCGUGAUCAUGUGGUUCAUGCAGUAACCCGAUACAGGAAAGACCUAACUAAGACUUCUGAACAGGACCUCCAGAUUCAAAGGAAGCUGGCACAGAUGCAACUAAAUGAUUUGCAAGGCAAGCUGAAAGAAAAGGUUCAAGCUGUUGUGUUCACAGAUCCAGGUGCGGGACGGACUGCUGGAGUUCCUGAGUCAACACAGGCCGCUAGGGGUCCCCAGCCGUUCCGUCCUUCAUACUCAAGGCUUGGUACUCCCUCGUCUGGGGCGUGGCAGGGAUCCCUCCGCUGCUGGUAUUGUGGAAUGUUUGGACAUUUUGCUAAGGCUUGCCCACGGCUUAUGCCCCUCCCAGCAGGUGGUCCUGGAAGAAACGGAGGCUUCCCUAGAAGAGGUGGACCCCUGGGUGGCCCACGACCAAGACCCUCUCAGUUUUAGGGGGGUCCCGAGGAUCCUGCGGGUAAAGCCAGCUCAACCUUUCAGGAUAAGUGGGAAAAGGAGACGGAUGGAGUGAUGGUUAAAAUACAGGCUCCAUAUAUCCUGAUUGGAGGCCAAGGCGCAGCAUUAAAGGUAAACCGGAACACCUUUAUUGAUAAAUGGUACUGUGUUACUCAAUCCUUACCACACAUUACACUGUUGGUAAACCCAGGAUACCAUUCAAGGGACCUCGGUCCGAUGGUAAGAACUGCAGAGCAUUUAACAUGGAACAGUACAGAGAACCCAUUAAUCUCUCUUUCAGAGGAUGGCUCAAUGUUAAGAAUUAGGUGUGAUCUGUCAUUACAAGCAACACCUCAGAUGGUGGUGCUACCAGGGAAAAACAUAAUGAUGACAUGCAAAACCAACCCCCUUGGAUUUAACAGUGAUCUGGAAACUGAUAUUUUAACACAGGUUCCGGACCAACUGUGGUCCAGACAUGAGACGGAUGUGGGACUGGCAGUUUCAGCCAGCCCAGUUACUGUCAAAUUAAAACCAGGUGCAGUUUUACCUUGGCGGCCACAGUACAAACUUAAUCCCGCAGAUGAAGAAGGGAUUGGAAUCUUAAUUGAUGGUUUUUUAAAAGUAGGAGUGCUGAUUGAGAUUUCUAGUCCUUGUAACACCCCAAUUCUUGCAGUUCUAAAAGCAGAUAAAUCAAAGUACCGACU
Molecule: messenger RNA, 3149 nt
Organism: Melanotaenia boesemani (Boeseman's rainbowfish)
Lineage: Eukaryota; Metazoa; Chordata; Actinopteri; Atheriniformes; Melanotaeniidae
Exons: 2
Coding region: 472-2445 (657 amino acids)
Molecular function (GO): zinc ion binding; nucleic acid binding
Source: RefSeq, a predicted model, not a curated record